Molecule: messenger RNA, 369 nt
Organism: Octodon degus (degu)
Lineage: Eukaryota; Metazoa; Chordata; Mammalia; Rodentia; Octodontidae
Product: 60S ribosomal protein L36a-like
Exons: 2
Coding region: 1-369 (122 amino acids)
Biological process (GO): translation
Cellular component (GO): cytosolic large ribosomal subunit; ribosome
Molecular function (GO): structural constituent of ribosome
Source: RefSeq, a predicted model, not a curated record
AUGUUAGAUCUACACCACAGCUCUACCACCAAGAGGGUCAAUGUACCUAAAACCCAAAGGACUUUCUGUAAGAAGUGCGACAAGCAUCAGCCUCGCAAAGUGAACCAGUAUAAGAAGGACAGGGAUUCCCUGUAUGCCCAAGGAAAGAGGCGCUACGAUCAGAAGCAGAGUGGCUGCGGUGGGCAGCCGAAGCCCAUUUCUUGGAAGAAGGCUAAAAGGACAAAGACUGGGCUGAGGCUUGAGUGUGUGCGGCGCAACUGCGGAGCGAAGAGAAGGCUGGCCCUUAAGAGAUGCAAGCACUUUGGACUGGGAGGAGACAAGAAGAGAAAGGGCCGAGUGGUCCAGUUUGAAGCUCGCGCUUCACUUUAA